Molecule: messenger RNA, 2960 nt
Organism: Acanthopagrus latus (yellowfin seabream)
Lineage: Eukaryota; Metazoa; Chordata; Actinopteri; Spariformes; Sparidae
Product: agouti-signaling protein-like
Exons: 3
Coding region: 91-483 (130 amino acids)
Biological process (GO): neuropeptide signaling pathway; hormone-mediated signaling pathway; adult feeding behavior
Cellular component (GO): extracellular region
Molecular function (GO): neuropeptide hormone activity; type 1 melanocortin receptor binding
Source: RefSeq, a predicted model, not a curated record
GCACGUUUUCCUCUGUUUGUUUUUCUUUUCUUUUCUUUUUUUUUUUUCCUUGGGCUCCACUGUGACAUCCCAGGAGAGGCGGCAGUCAGGAUGAAGUUGGCAGUCACCUGGUUUUGGAUCCUGUAUUUGGCCCUUAUCAGUGCGGGACUGUUCACCCGCAAUGAUCUCAGCGCUGCCCGCAGAAAUGUGUCCGACAGUCAGAGCACAGGGUCUUUGAACAACAACAGACACAGAACACUGUUCGCCAGGAGAGGAAAGUAUGAACGACAAAGGAUUUAUGUGCCGAAGCCCAGAGUGGUUCCUGUUCCUUCAGAUGACCUUGAACCUCCUGCCAAAGUAUCACCCAAACCUGUGAAGCCGAGCUGCUCUCAGCUUACACAAAGCUGUCAGCCCCUGUCUGGCUGCUGUGACCGAUGUGCUUCAUGCCACUGCCGCUUCUUCAAUGCCAUCUGCUACUGCCGGAAGACGAACACAGUAUGCUAAAAGUAAACAAAAAAGACCACCGGCAAACUGGGGGGAAAACAAACAAAAAAACCCCUGAAACACUCAAACACCCCAGGCCUCAGAACAGAUAUGCCAUUACCCAUGCUGUCACAAAUGUGUUGUAGGCAUCAUCUCACAAAAUCAGAUGGUCAAUGCACAUGUGAAGAAAGAUUAUAAAAUACACCUCUUGUGAACGGCAGCUGCUUGAAAAAUCUAUACACCAUACUAAGCUUUAAUUCUCCUAAACUGUUCCUAUAUGUAUGCCUUUGAGCACUAGUUAUUGUAUAUCAGUUUUAUCAUCAUUGUUGUUUCCAUUUUGAUGCUGCAAACGUCGUGUUAUAGCACCGGUGUCCUGUGACCACAUUUGCAUUGUUUUGUUGUAUGGAUAUGAUUGAGGGUGACUGUGUGAAUUAUGAAUGAGAGAGCUUCACCUGCGGGACAAGAAUUGGUCGAUCAAAAUUUGCAGAGCUUCGAUGGUAAUCCGAUACUGAAUCAAACCAAGUGUAGCUGCUCUGGUCACCAAAAACACUGUGUUCUGAAGUCCUGAAGGGGCCCUGCAAUUAAUCAGUGAUCUCACACUUGUAGAUUAUUUGCUGGCUUGGCAGCCAUCUUGCCCCCUGUAACUCCAUCACUAUCCACUCCACCUGCAAAAUGGUGUGUAGUAAUGUCAAUAUGGUUGCCUAUUUGACGUACAAAUAUGAACAUGUCAGUGGUGUGGAGAAAUGUUGACUGACCAAAUUUUAUCCUGGCACCUGUAUGAGCACAGGUACAAGCCUCCCCCCUCAAAGGAAGAACAGUAAAAACAACAGUAAGGAAGGCCCAACUGGACUCUAUGUAUAACAGCAUAUUUGUAAAUAUACAUGUACAUUUCUGUUUAAAAAGCUCUUUUUAAUGCAUCAAAGGACAUGUUGCCAUCAUCUGCCAAUUUAGUGGUUGAACACCGAUGUAAUGCAAUGAUUUUGCAGGGACUGUGUUAAUUUCAUUUUUUUUCAGUGAAAAGCAUUAGAUAAUAUUAUUCCAUUUUCAAUUUUGGCUUAUGACAGCUUAUGCUGUCAGCCAGUUUGUUAGCCUGGCUGUGUCUAAAAUUAAAAAGAUAUACCUGAUAGCACCAAUAAAGCUUAACAUUAAUAUUAUACUGUAUAUAUAUUUUUAAUCCUUGCAAAAAAACUGAUGUGCUACAACUCUGGGCAGCACCAAGAAAGUCUGCGCAUAGCUCUCUGUAAAACCUUAUAUUUGUCAUUUCUACACCAUCAAACUUGUAUUCGUGAAAAUACCAUGUACCCUAUUCUAAAGGUGCAAUAUGGAAUAUGGAUGUAAUGAUAUACCUAAUUUCGUGAUACGGUGAAAAAUGCCAUGACACUUUUCAUGGGAUUGUGACGAUAUCUUGCAAACAUUUUUUUUUUCUUGUUAAAGUUCAUGGAUCUAACUGGGGGUAAUCAGUAUGAAUUUAAUUCUACUAUUGCUCCUGGUCAUUGUAUUGUUUUGUUUGAACAACAGAGGGAACAGUGCCACUCAAGAAGACAGUCUCGUUCUCAUAAGACCCGCCCUUCCCCGCCUGUGAUCGGUUGACUUCGUUGUUUUAUUGUCUAAAUUCUUGACUCAUUCAUUCUCAUUGUUGAUCGGCCUCUGGAGGUAGUAUCAGGGCUGUAUAACUGGCGAACCGAGCCAGUGGGAAUGGAUAAGCCGGCGGCGUGUCGAACAUACAGUCUGACGACAACACAGGUCUCUCACUCAACUUAAUAAAGAGAAAUUUCCCACGAAGCAACAUGUUACAUGACCAAACAAAAGUAACGUAGUCACUGUAACUGUCUUUGGCAACCUAUAUGAGGAAAAUAAUACCACAGCUGUACGUUGAGAAGCGUCCGUCUACACAUUUCUGCCUGAAAAACAGCGCCUGUCACCGGUGAAAAACUUUAACUCACAGAGUGUUUGUGAUGAAAAUAAAUCACCACGACCGUCAGCCCUUCGCACCGAAACUUCAGUGAACUUUGCCCCAGAAAACAUCCUUGGUCCCCACGAGUGAGUCAGACAGCUUCCAGUUUAAAAAAGAAUAACUUCGUCGCUUACCAGGAUGUUUGUUUGGUCAGGAUCUCAAUCACUACAAUUUAUUACAGCAUCCGCAUGAUUAUAAACAGUCCGCGGGGGGACACUGGGUAAACACCUUAAAAACACACCGACGUCAUCACCAUGCCUCACGUCUCUUUAGGAGCCGCAGCAUCGGCUUUCUGUGUGAAUUACACAGCGGUUCUUCUUUAAGGCGGCGAUGCUUCGCUCUGUGUGAAUCACGAUUGGCGGAGAAUUGGCGAACCAACGCUGCGGAGAUAAUGCAGCGUCGCUGUGUAAAAAGGGCUACUGACUCAUUUUUGUUUGGUUUUGCAGGGAGCAAAGUUGAGAUGGACUGAAAUGUUGUCUUUUCUUUUGUUUGUAUGUUUCUCAUGUUUGCAAAUGUACUCCUCAGUCUUACCAAAUACUACAGA